CCUCUACCUCUCUCCCCUCGCCGUGCAGAGCUCAAUCCACCCGAGAGUAUACUGCUGCUGCUGCCGCUCCUCUGCCUACCUGCUAGUUGGGGCGCUUGCUACCACCCUCCUGUCCGGCGAUUCCAGUUGGAGGAGUAGCCUGUAGUCUCUUCUCUUCAAUGCGAGGAGAAGGCAUCGGCGGUGGGAGGAGCAGUGGUCGUCCUUGCUGAAGUUUCGUCAAGCUCGGUCCCCGUCGCUGUCCUCGAAAGCGAACUUCUUGGCGACCAGCAGCAAGGAAGCGGAGGAGAGGAGGGAUAUAAUGGCCACCACGGAAGGCGGCGGCGGCGGCGGCGGAGGAGGAGCAGCAGAGAGGGCGGAGGAUCCUCUCCCUGGCUCCGGCGAGGAAGUGCAAGCUGUGGCCCAGGAAGAGAGCAGGAGAAGCUCCGGUGAAACUGCCGAUGCGGGCUGCGGCAACAGCGGGUUGGUAGCUGAUGCCGCUGUGCCGAGCGAAGAUCCAAGUGAGGGGCACAGCAGUGAGAGCAGCAGUAGCCAGUGCGCUGGUUCUGAUGGAGAUGACAAAGAGGUGCCUGAAAUGUACUCCAAGAGCGGCGGCAACGACGAAAACAGCGAGUGCACCGACCAGAGCUCUCCCCGCGCGGUGCUGGACAUAUCGGUGUCCGGCAGCGUGGACUCCGACGAGAGCUCCUCUGUCGAGCAGCCGGCGGUGCCCAGCCGCAGCGUGCAGCCGCUGCAGUGGAGGAACCUGAUCAGCGGGCUAAUACUCAGCAGGAAGAAGCUGAUGGCCAGAGCGGUGACGUUCCCUCAGCGGUCCAAGAGCACGGGGCUUAAAAGGUACCUGGGGAGGAUGCGGAGCGGCAAGAACCAGAUGGACUGCAGCGCCAUCGCCCCGGAGAUCUUCCCCGAGAUCGAGAAGUGGAGGCCAUCAUGGAGGAGCUUUGACUACGAUGAGCUCUGCGCUGCAACUGACAGAUUCAGUUCAGAUAAUUUGAUCGGAAAGGGAGGGCACGCUGAGGUGUACAAAGGACAGCUUGCUGAUGGACAGUUUGUGGCGGUGAAGAGGUUAACAAAAGGCGGCAACAAGGAGGACAGGAUCAGCGAUUUCCUGUCCGAGCUUGGAAUAAUAGCGCACGUCAACCACCUAAACGCGGCACAGCUCUUGGGGUUCAGUGUGGAAGGGGGCUUGCACCUGGUUCUUCAGUUCUCACCACAUGGAAGCUUGGCUUCUCUUCUCCAUGGUGCAAAGGGAGGCCUCAGGUGGAAGGCCCGGUUCAAUAUCGCACUUGGAAUUGCUGAAGGGCUAUUUUAUCUACACGAAGGCUGCCACCGGCACAUAAUUCACAGGGACAUCAAGGCUUCAAAUAUUCUUUUAACUGAAGAUUAUCAACCUCAAAUCUCAGAUUUUGGCCUUGCGAAGUGGCUUCCUGACAAAUGCACCCAUCAGGUUGUAUUCCCCAUUGAAGGCACAUUCGGUUAUAUGGCCCCAGAGUACUUCAUGCAUGGGAUCAUAAAUGAGAAGACAGACGUGUUUGCAUACGGAGUAUUGCUUCUUGAAUUAGUGACAGGGCGGAAAGCCGUGGACUCUUCGAGACAAAGCCUGGUGAUAUGGGCGAAACCGCUGCUCGAGUCAAACAACAUGAAGGGGCUGGUGGAUCCUUCUCUUGAUGUUGGAUAUGACCCAGAAGAGAUGGCACUCACCCUGGCAGUGGCAUCCAUGUGCAUCCACCACAGCGCAAACUUGCGGCCUAGCAUGAAAUCGGUGGUCCGUUUCAUGAAGGGGGAUAGGGAAUCACUCGAACUGAUGGGAAAGCCUAAACCCACAAAGCCCCCAAUGUUCGACUCCUGUGAUUCAGAGGACUACACUCGUACGAGUUACCUCAAUGAUCUGGACAAGCACAAGCAGCUUGCGUUGGAGCAGUGAAUUUUUUAGCCGACUUUGGACAGAUUCGGCAUCUUUUUGUACAUCGUGACUAUCUUCGUUGUGAUCCUCCCGCUUUCCAGAGAUGUUUAUAGAUUGUAUGGAUAGAUGUGAGGGAUCAAUCUGUCGUUUGCCUCCCUGCUUGCUGAUCUAAGGUGUCAUUUCUUGGCUUCCAAUGGUCACUGUAUGUUGUGAUUCUGUGACCUGUAUGGCCAGGGCCAGUGAUGUUGGCUGUAUGCCUGUAUGUCACAAUUCCUCAUAUGGGAACAUGCUUAGAGAUAGAAGAGUGGAAUGUAUUUCGGUCAUCUGCAGGGUUUAUUCAUGUGUCCUUGUUAUGACCUUC
Molecule: messenger RNA, 2258 nt
Organism: Triticum dicoccoides
Lineage: Eukaryota; Viridiplantae; Streptophyta; Magnoliopsida; Poales; Poaceae
Product: receptor-like cytosolic serine/threonine-protein kinase RBK1
Exons: 9
Coding region: 299-1918 (539 amino acids)
Biological process (GO): protein phosphorylation
Molecular function (GO): protein kinase activity; ATP binding
Source: RefSeq, a predicted model, not a curated record